Molecule: messenger RNA, 746 nt
Organism: Chionomys nivalis (European snow vole)
Lineage: Eukaryota; Metazoa; Chordata; Mammalia; Rodentia; Cricetidae
Gene: Hoatz
Product: HOATZ cilia and flagella associated protein
Exons: 6
Coding region: 1-507 (168 amino acids)
Biological process (GO): cilium assembly
Source: RefSeq, a predicted model, not a curated record
AUGGAAACCGGUCCCAGAAACAGUCCUAGCUCCGGGAAGGAAUCCCAGGAAAUCUGCUCCCCUGGAUUACUGGUGUUCACCGGCUGCUCUGAGCAGGAUGCCAGCUUGGCUAAGCAGUUUUGGCUCGGGGCGUCCAUGUAUCCCCCUACUGAAUCUCAGCUGGUGUUGACCAGGGACAGCAGCCAGCGGCUACCAGUGGCGAAGAAUUCUAAAGUCCAAGUGAGCGAGAAAACUCCAGUCCGACCCUUUCCCUUUGAUCAUAACAAGGAGGCAAAUGUCUUCGCUAAAGCCCAAAAGAUUCAGGAAGCUGAAGAGAAAGCAAAGUAUCUCCAAAAGGCCAAAAAGAGAGAUGAGAUUCUCCAACUCUUAAGGAAACAAAGAGAAGAGAGAAUUUCGAAAGAACUGAUUUCAUUACCUUAUAAGCCUAAGGCCAAAGUACCUGAAGUAAAGGAAGUCUCAUCAGAAUCAGACAAACAGGACCAAGAAGAAGUCAAAGCCUUGCAAUGAUUUGAUUGACAUAUUGUAGCAGGUGACUGUGUAGCUUAAUCACCUUUGAAGCAAGUUAUGCUUACAUCAGGAUCACCAAGUAAAAAGUGUGCAAGUUUCCAGGAAUUUGACAAUUACUGAGCAUUCAUGUUAAAAUAUACUAAAAUAAAAGUUAAGAGUGUAGACAGGUGGAUUUGGUCAGUCAUUGAACAUUUGUGUCUAUUGUAUUUAUUUGUCAUACUAUAAUCACCUUUGUCAUC